Trichomycterus rosablanca is the source of this 1134-nucleotide messenger RNA. RefSeq names its product low density lipoprotein receptor class A domain containing 2 (gene ldlrad2). The transcript has 5 exons. The record is from RefSeq and is a predicted model, not a curated record. Gene Ontology annotation, molecular function: protein binding. The coding region runs from base 1 to 1134 and encodes 377 amino acids. Lineage: Eukaryota; Metazoa; Chordata; Actinopteri; Siluriformes; Trichomycteridae.
AUGGCCAAAUCGAGAGAGAGUAAAUGUUUUCUACUCUGGACAUUAUGUUAUAUUAUACUCAGUAUAACCACAUUGCAAUUGGAUGCCAUCGAAACAGUGAACGUGGUGGACUUCUGCGGCCAGACGGUGCAGGCGGACGGCAUGAUUGUCCGGUCCCAUCAAGAGUCUCGCAAGUACUACUUUGUCAGUAUGGGCACAGACUGCCACUUGACCAUCCAAUCAGCCACGCCGCGCGACAAGGUGCAGUUCCACUUCCGCUUUUUUUUGGUCUACAGCCUGCUGAGGGUAUCACCGUUCAGCCCCGUCCCACACGUUCCAAUGUCGGUUCGGGGUCCAGCACCUGAACCUCGCCUGGAGCCCACACCGGGUGAGGGUCAAGGUGACCCGUGCCACGCUGGCUCUUACAUCCAGUUCUACGAUGGUCGAGAUAAAACAGCUCCGCUCAUUGGGUCUCCGCUGUGUGGCAAGACUCUGCCACGCCCGGUCCUGUCCACCGGGAAUUUCCUCACCCUGCGUCUGGUGACCAGAGGGACUCAGCCACGGGUAGACUUUGUCGGGGACUUCACCUCAUUCAGGCUGGGAUUUAAUCAGUCUGAAUGCAGUUCUGAGCCCUACUUCACCUGCAGCAAUGGGAAGUGCAUUCCCAUGAGUCUGGUGUGUAAUGACGACAAGGGAAUCGACAACUGCGGUGAUGGAAGUGACCUACAGGACUACCCAGGAUGCACCAGUCAGAUGUCCACGGCCAGUGCCCACCAGGGCUAUGUAACUCACCCAGUGCCCAUGCUAAAUGUGCCCACCCUGAAGGCGACAACUUUAGAGAAGUGCAGCGGUCCGAAUGCCAUCCCAGACCUGGACUCUGUUACAGAAUCUCCUCCGUACGUCUCUCUUCUGGCCGUCUACGUAAUACUGGGAGUUCUGGUCGGCUCGGUGUUGCUCUGCUGGUGCUGCUGGUCACCCGGCUGGUUCCUGUGGAGAGUGAGUGUGUGUCGUUUCCUGCCCUGCUGUAAUUCCUGCUGCGCCUCGUGUCAACUGUGCGGCCGGAGCUGUUACCAGAACAAAGACCACCGUCUAGCCAAAGUCACACCGCAGCGCGCCACGACACCGGCCGUCUCCACCACCACCGUCGCCGUGUAG